GUCACCACAUUCCUCAGGAAGUCAGGCYUGCAACAUGCAGCAUCACACAACAACACAGAAACAAACUUUACCACUUCCUAACACAAAAUAUUAACUAUUUCACAGUGUGAAAGUAACAAAACUCUCUGAAUAGUUUAUUCUGUUUGACUUUGUAUGAUUUCUUUUCAGAAUUGCAACAAUAUCUGAUCUGAAUGUAACUCAGGAUUUUCAUCUGUACAGGGGAAUCAGGGUUAAAAUAGAGACUAUAAGGGAGAACUUUCUACUAUGUAUUUUAAAAAGUUAGGAAACAUUGUUUAGUUUUCAUGUUGCUAAUGUUGUUUGUUUCAGACUGGGAAUAGAAUGGAAGCCAUGACAAGGCAGAAACAAAAGAGACCAUCUGUUCUCUGUCAAGUUCCUCAAACAUCAUCCAGACAACAAGAGGACAGUGCAGCUGUCUUUAUUUGUAAGGAAGAGGAAGAACCAGCCCAUCUUCUCCCGCCAUCUUCUCUCCCCGUGGAGUCAGCUGUGAGACCGAGCCUUCGCCUCCUUCCGAUGGGCAGAGAUGAUCCAAAACCAGCUUCAGUGGAGGCCCGGCUUCAUGAUGGCAUUGGUGAGGGUACCAACGCUCUGUUUGUGAGUGGUCUGUGCCGCUGGCCGGGCUGUGGUGCAGUACUGGAAGAUUUCUCAAGUUUCUUAAAACACCUUCAUUCUGAACACAGACAUGGUGACAGAAGUAUCAGUCAGUGGAGGGACCAGCAGGACCUUGUCCAGUACAUGGAACGCCAGCUUGUUCUAGAAAAACAGAAACUCAUUGAGAUGCAACUUCAUCUCUCCGGACACAGAUACUCUGAGACUAGGGUGACUUCUGAUUGGCCGUACCAUCUUCCUCUGUUGCUGCCCUCAUCUCAGCUGACCAAUGAGAACAGAGUGCAGCCGUGGGGCGUGACCCAUGUGGAUGAGAUAGUCCAACAUCGUAACACAGCAACAGGUUCUGACCAUCUCCUUCAAGAUUUGGUUCCAAGUAUUGAAUGCUACAAAUACAGCAACAUCAGACCACCAUACACAUAUGCUUACCUGAUAAGAUGGUCUAUCCUAGAAUCUCCAGGCAAACAGAGGACUCUCAAUGAGAUUUACAACUGGUUCACCACCAUGUUCUUCUACUUCAGAUACAACACUGCUACAUGGAAGAACGCCGUUCGUCACAACCUCAGCCUCCACAAGUGUUUCAUUCGUGUGGAGGGAGGAAAAGGAGCAGUGUGGACAGUGGAUGAAAGAGAAUACCAGAGACGGAAGGGACAGAAAUAUCACAGGGACUGUCCUUUGAAGUGGUUUACUUCUUACUCCCAUUACUGUCCGAAAGAUCCAUAGAGUCCAGCAGAACCACUUUACUCCUCUGGGUCCUGAAGUUCUGUCCACAACAAGACAUCAGCAGUCAAACUGGAUGUGAAGUGCUUAUUUACCAAAGAAACGGAGCAGGAAACUGCAGUCAUGUGAAAAAGAAAGUCCACCCUCUUUCAGUUUUAUGGUUUAUGUAUGAGGAUUUAAAGACCUGAUAUUUCAUAUCACCAUCACCUUUUAAUGGUAGAGUUAAUUACAAUCAUCAAAACAUUUUAUAUUAGAUGUCAUGUGAUCUGUCAGUCUGUGUGUGGGAUGACCCUCAGCUACCACCAUCUCAAACUUAAGC
Messenger RNA from Austrofundulus limnaeus, 1663 nucleotides. RefSeq names its product forkhead box P3b (gene foxp3b). Gene Ontology annotation, molecular function: DNA-binding transcription repressor activity, RNA polymerase II-specific; RNA polymerase II cis-regulatory region sequence-specific DNA binding. Bases 340 to 1347 code for a protein of 335 amino acids. The transcript has 10 exons. The record is from RefSeq and is a predicted model, not a curated record. NCBI's taxonomy places the organism in Eukaryota, Metazoa, Chordata, Actinopteri, Cyprinodontiformes, Rivulidae. Gene Ontology annotation, biological process: regulation of transcription by RNA polymerase II. Gene Ontology annotation, cellular component: nucleus.